UCUUCUCUCUCUCGCUUUCAUAUCUCUCUCCCACCGCCACAGAGGGGAAAAAAAAAAAAAGAAAAGAAAAGAAAAGAAAAGAAAACUCUUCACACCAUACUUCAUCAUCUUCUUCUCUGUCCCCUCUCAAUUUCACACCAUUUCCCAAUUUCAACCCCAACCCACUUCCCAAUAUUCAAUUUUUCCACUUGGGUCGUCUCUCAUGGCUGUUCCCACCUCCGCUUUCUCCAUCCGAGAGUAUGCUUUGAAUAAGAGAAGCACGGAUUUAACGAGAAUUAGUUGGCCAUUUAGCGAGAAAGUGAAGAAAGAAGUAGCAGAAGCUUUACUUCCACCAAUGGAUGUAAAGAAAUUUCGUUGGUGGUCAUCGGAAAGGGUAAUUAGUGAAGAAGAAGAAGUAAUUAUAGAGAGAAUUAAAAUGCAAAAGAUUUGUCCAGUUUGUGGGGUUUUUGUUGCAGCUACAGUAAACGCCGUGAAUGCACAUAUUGAUAGUUGUUUAAACUCUCAAAUUACAAGUAAAGAAAUUAGGAAAAAGUUGAAGGCGAAAUCAAGAACCCCAAAAAAGAGAUCAAUUGCCGAUAUCUUCGCAGUGGCUCCGCCAGUAAAAACAAUGAUUAUUGCUAACGAUUGCUGUGAUGAAGAAGAAGAAAAAAAAGCCGUUGGCAAACAAAUUAUUCGUCACAACAACAACAACAACAACCUCAAAACGACGUCCUUGGCGACAAGUCUUGUCUCCACAAUCAAGACAAUCAAUACCACAACGGAACAAGAACAACCCUCAAUUCUUCACAAGAAAAAGAAGAAGGACUUUGGUCAUGGACAACUUUGCAGGAAGGGAGAGAUCAGAAAUCAUAAGGAUGUUUCAACUCUUUGUAAGAAACCAUGUUUUAAACGCUUGUGUAGACAAAAAAGGAAAAAACUAGUUAAAAAAUCCAAUGUAGUUGCCAAGCAACAGAGGCCAAUGCCUCUACUUAGGAGCAUUUUGAAGCAUAGUGUAAAAGCAACUUCUGAGACAAACUUUUCAUCCAUCAAUUUAAGAGGCAACAAUAAUCAAGUGUUCAACAAUGGUGGUGGUCAAAAGUCCGAUAGGCGCGUUAGCUUCUUGGAUAAGGAUGAUGUUCUUGGUCUGAGCACUGAAGUCUUUUCUGAUACCUUUGAACAAAAUGUUGGCAAUCCAUUCCAAGCCUCAGAAGUAAGCACUAAUUCAGGUGAAAGUAAUAAAGAAGUUGCUCCAGUGGAGGCCAAUUUAAACGACGAUGUUUGCUUUAGCACCCAACACGAAGUUGAUGGUCAACAUGCGAAAGGAAAGAUUCAGUUGCCUAAUUUUCAUAACCAGGUCAAUGCUGAAAGUUGGGACAAUGCGAAGCAUUCAACUGAGAACUUGAUAUCGAAAAAUCAGGAUAUUCCUCAUGAUCAAAAUGAUUUGCGUUUGUUUGAUCAUGUUUAUGUAGAUGGACUUCAGAAGCUGUCACCAGUACAUUCUGCUAUUCCUGCUCUAUUAGCUGCACAAGAAGAAAGGCAAUAUGGCCAUGUAAGAACUCAAUGCGGUUUAAAUUCCAUCCGACAAGCUCAUUCUCUCUAUGGAAAAUCAACUGAUCAUUUGAUAAAUCCUUUCAAUAAUGGAGUAGCUGCCUUAGGCUCAAUUACAAGCAGAGUGCCUUCUUCUUCUUUAAGUGAAAAUCCUGUUAGCAGAUUUCUUAAUCUGGCAGAAUCUUCUAUUAAAGACACUAUAUUUCCAUUUUCGAAUGGGGAGGAAAGCAUGGUCUCCUACAAAGAGAAAGGCGUAAAUGAUGGAUUUUUCUGCCUGCCACUGAACUCUAAGGGUGAAUUGAUACAGCUAAAUUCAGGUUUGAUCAAUAGGUUUGAUCAAAUGAAUGAAGCCAGUAACACAAUAGCCUGUUCUAGCAGGAUACCGGUCUGCAGUCUCGUCUUGCCAAGGAGCAGGGAUUAUUUCAUAGAUAACGAGAAGCUUCUUGUUGACACAGAACUUACAGGAAACCAGUUGACUUUAUUUCCAUUGCAUAGUCAUUUGCCAGAAAAUCAAAAUCGAUAUUUUCCAGCUGGAUUCGACAUCUCUGAGCCUGGAAUAACUUCGGAAACAGCUGAUAUUAGACUGAUGAAUUCAGAAAGGGGAACUGAAUCUGGAAGGUUUUUUCACCCAAACUUGAUGGAUUCUCCAUAUAACAGAUGCAGGUACUAUGGAAAGUUUCAGAACCAAAAUGUAAGUACACAGUUUUAUCCUGAAAAUUCAAGUAGCAUGUGUGCAAAUCCCGGUCAACAAACAAUGCGGUUGAUGGGCAAAGAUGUAGCUGUUGGUGGAAACCGGCAAGAAGUUCAAGAACCUGAGGUUAUAAACUUUUGGAAGAACUCAACCUUAAUUGGGAACUGCCUGACCAAUCCUAUCCAAGAGACUCACAUGAGAAAAAGAAACUUUCUGCAAGAUAGGGAGUUGCAUCAUCCGUCAAAAGGAGAAACCUUGUUUUAUCAUCCUGCAGGCUUUCAUGGCAAUCAAGUGGCACAAAGCAAUUUCUUCGCAAAUGCUUCACAAGUUAGGUACCCUCAUCCACACCUCAAUCGAAAAAGCAGUAUUAUGUAUCAAAGACCUGACUCUGUCAUCAACUUAAAUGAAAGCUUCAACAAUAACAUCCAUGCCUUUUCUCCCUCGUCAACCGACACAUUUAAUAUGGCACAAAACUUUCAAGGACCCUUUAUUUCGGGUCCGGAAACACUAAGGUUCGGUUCACAGCCAUCAGCAUUUUCUACUUCUCACCACACGUGUCCAAAUAGAUAUGAAAAUUCUUUUGAACUUGGCUUCAACCAGAAUCUACAUCCAGCAAAAUUAGGAACUUUUAACUUCCCUUUCUUGCAGCCGGAUGAUGAAACUCAUGUCCAGCUCCCUUGGUCUCACACUUCUAAGAGCCUUCCCCCGUGGAUGUUACACGAUCACCAACGGGAAGCACCACAAACCACAAAUUCUAAACUUGCUGACUUAAAUGGGUACUAUUGUCCAUGUAUUCCUUUUGGCACAGAUGUUCUCAUUAACCCUUCUUCCAUGCAUCACCGGCUUGAAACUGCCUAUCCUUGCAGCACAAUGCCAUAUUCUCACUUACAGACGAAGAAUCAUAUACCGGGUCCGACAUCUUUUUUUCAACCAAUGCCUGUUGCUCCACGAAUACUUCAAUCGCCAAUUGCCAACGCAGGUCAUGAAAUUAGGUUGAGCUCUGAGGACAGAUUGAAGUUCAACACUUUGAGUGUCAAGGACUUUGAUUUUUCAAGUAAAACACUACUGGCUGGAGAGUUGGUUGAUUCGAGGAAGCGUCAAAAGAUCUCGAGUUUAGAAACGAACAAUUCUGGUGUUGUGCCAGGAUGGACAAGAGGAAAAUUCAGUGAUGAUCACCUGGAAUCAAACCCGGGGACAGUGAAGAUCCAUGCCAACUGGGACAAAGCUGUUAAUUCAGCAGGAAAUAUCCCAAAUAUGACUCAAACUACUGAUGGAGUAGUGAUUUCUACCAAAAAUAAUGAAACUCCUAAGUUUGAAUGUAUGGCAAGAUCAGGCCCCAUCAAGUUAACAGCAGGAGCAAAACACAUCCUGAAACCAAGUCAGAGUGUGGAUAUAGAUAAUACUAAGCCUACUUAUUCAACAAUUCCUUCUGCUGGAUUAGUUCAUAGUGUUAGCUUGGCAGGAUCUCAGAAGAAGUCAACUAAAGUAUACAGUUUUUAAAAGAAGGAACCUAGCUCUAUUCCAUGAUGCAAUCUUCUCACCUUUGUAACCACUGACAUCAAGAGAGUUGUUGUAAUUUCAAGAUGACCCUGUCAUUCACCGAGCGAGUUUUUCGGUACGCAGAGGCACGUUAUCUUGAACGGAAACUAAUCACACUACUGGAAUAUAGAUCAUGUUGCAACGAGUUUUGGUCUUGUUUUUUUACUGUAAGUUUUAGAUCAAAUCUCCACCACAAUAUCCUACGUAGGCAACAAAAUUACACGAGCAUUAAGAUUCACUGUUUAAAAACGUCUUGUUUUAUAUAACUGUGUUCCACUAGUUCUUGUAAUGAAUGCCUGAGAACACUGUUAUAUUUAUUUCCUUGAAGGCUAAGUUAAUGUAGCUAACACUAUAUGUAAUUACCAUGAUAA
Benincasa hispida (wax gourd) is the source of this 4128-nucleotide messenger RNA. RefSeq lists its product as uncharacterized. NCBI's taxonomy places the organism in Eukaryota, Viridiplantae, Streptophyta, Magnoliopsida, Cucurbitales, Cucurbitaceae. Gene Ontology annotation, molecular function: DNA binding. The record is from RefSeq and is a predicted model, not a curated record. Gene Ontology annotation, biological process: DNA repair.